UACGUGAACGCACCAUGACACAUAGCCGGCUAACUUGGAUAAUCUGAUUUAUCGUCUCGGUUAAGCGCACGUAACGUUGGCCAGGAUUACCAUAUUUAGUUUUCCAUCUCUAGCUUUCAGUAUCCAUCUGACAUCAAAAGGCCACCCAUUUCAAGAAUGGCAUCGCUUGGGGAACCUGUGCGGUUGGAAAGAGAUAUUAACCGUGCUGUUGAACUGCUUGAUAAACUCCAGAGGACAGGGGAAGUGCCUCCCCAGAAGCUGCAGGCGCUGCAGAGGGUCUUACAGAGUGAAUUCUGUAACGCUGUCAGAGAAGUUUAUGAACAUGUAUAUGAAACAGUGGACAUCAACAGCAGUCCUGAGGUCAGGGCCAACGCCACAGCCAAGGCUACUGUGGCAGCUUUUGCCGCAAGUGAGGGACACUCGCAUCCACGUGUCGUGGAACUGCCCAAGACAGAAGAAGGCCUGGGUUUCAACAUAAUGGGUGGAAAGGAGCAAAACUCGCCUAUAUACAUCUCAAGGAUCAUCCCAGGAGGCAUCGCUGACCGACAUGGAGGACUGAAGAGAGGCGACCAGCUUCUCUCUGUUAAUGGGGUGAGUGUGGAAGGUGAGCACCACGAGAAAGCUGUGGAACUCCUCAAAGCAGCUCAGGGCACAGUGAAGCUGGUUGUAAGGUACACCCCCAAAGUCCUAGAGGAAAUGGAGUCACGCUUUGAGAAAAUGAGGUCGGCGAAGCGCCGGCAACAGAACAACUACCCCCAGUAGGAUUUUUUUUUUUUUUAGUUCUGGUGCUCUGCUCCCAUGUCUCCUCCUAUAGCCUUCGGGCUAUUUGUUCUGGUCUCUUUCUUAUUUCCCUGCCCCAAAAAGCUUAACAAACACAAAAGUUUAGUUUUAGUUCCUAUUCACACAUACUGUUUAUUGUGCUUCUACCCUUUUCUGUAUCAUCUUUAAUAUUCACCAUUGUUACACUGGACACUACAACUCUAGACAAACACUAUAAUGAUCAUGAUUGUCAGUGUAGGUGGUCGCUCACACGUGUGCAUUAUUUUUGAAUUGACAAUUUGAAUGCAACUCUGAAUGCUUUUGAGACCAACUACACAAUUCCUUUGACUGGAAAUGUAGUGUUUUUAAUUAUUUUAUCACAGCAGCCAAGUGCCUCAGGGCAAACACGUUUAUCUUAUGUACUGUUUUCACCAUUUAUAUUUUCCUUUUUUAAUUGUUUAAAAGUCAAGUACUGGUAAUGAAAUGCUUGUUGCAGGAAUUGCUGCUUUGCAUCUGUUAUUCUCAAAUUGGAUGUAAAUACACGGUAGACUUAUGUAAAACCCUUUAAUUGUGCAAACUUAAAGGUGCAGUUUUAUUUUGGCUGCCACUCUACAGGCAUGUCUGGAGAAGGGAAGCUUUAGAGGAGUUGAUGACAGUUUUAAUUAGUUAAAAAGAGAUGGUUAUAUGUUGAAUAAUAAGGGAGGCUUACCUUUUCUUUUUUUUAAGUUUUCUAACGUCAUACCACACUAUAAAAAGCUCAGCAGGUACUGUAAGUGAUGUAAUGGGGUCUCAGCAACUUUUGAACUAAAUUCCUGCCUCCACAGAGACUCACAUUUCUACUUUUAUCAAAGUAAUAAACCUUCAUGAGCAAAGACCUUGCUGACAGCAUGACAUGAAAACCUUUUCAGGUUCUGAUUAAUUUGUCUUGACAUAAAUCAGGAAUGUACUAUAUGUCAUGUUUUUCCUUUUUGCCAGGUGAAGUACUUAAUGACAAGUCACUUACAAUUUGUCUUUGAUCUUUGCUUAAAAUGUUUGAAACAUUCAGUAAAAAUUCGAAAUAAGGAAAAACAAGACUUUGGUAUUAAACAAUCUCUUGAGGUCACUAUAAUGCCUAAUGUGAGAUGUUGUCAUUGUGAUUUGAUGAAUUAAUUAGCCAAUGUUGCCAAUGGCGACUUCAUAUUCUGACUUUACAAAGCAAUUAGGGGAUUGUGUUUUUUUUUUAUAUACAGUUUUUCACAUUUUGUUAAACAAUGUCUUGCAAACCAAAAGUUUGUCCUAAAUGAAACAUUUACUUCAUUUGAACUUUUUUAUCUUGGUAGUCCAUUCAUCUUAAAAGGCUUUGCAUUAAAGACAAAAAAAUGACACUGGUGCUGUGAUAAAAUGUAUAGAAAAAUGUCUUGAAAUUUAAAUAACCAUUUACUUUUAGGAUGCUUGCACUCCAUUCAAAGACGAGUACUCCCAACGUGUUAGUGGCACCGAUGUACUCUGUAAUGUAUGUAAUAUACAAACUGCACAAUAUGUUAAAAUAAGAAUGAUAAUGACAAACAUUUUUGUUACUGAAUACUGCCAAACAGUCAUCUGUUUUGAUAUGUGGUUUUUCAGCAGGUUAAUGUCAAAACAGUGUCGAUAAACCCCAGUAAACUUAUGUAGGAUUUCCUCCCACAUUUACAACCCUUAAAACAAGGCUUUUAUAGUUUUCAAGUGUUUGCAGAAUGCAUGUUUAGCUAUCGUAUGGAUAUUCCUUCUCGUGGAAUAUUAAUGCUUUAUUCCUGAUUGAGAAGGCCAAACCCUACCCUUAUGUCUACAUGCAACAUGUCAAUCAAACAAAUCUGUAAAUCAUGGUUUUCUUUAAAAUAUUUAAAUAUUCAAACUAAAAAAGUAUGAGUAUUUGAGAGUAUGUUCUUGCUUUCCCAGCAAGGGGAUAUUAAGUGAAUUUCAAUAUAAAUGACCCUGUUUAAUGCCCCAGUCUCAGUGUGUGGGACAACAAAAUAUCCCCAGCACAAAUUUAAUUUCAGAGAUUUAUUCACAAAAGUGUUUUGUUUCAAUGGUAGAUGCAGUAACAUGUAUAUAGCAUAAUGUGAACUAGGCUUUGGCUGACUAAGCCAUACUUUUGUCCAGUUUUAGGAUGAAGACAUCGCACCAUUAAGGCAGGAAGGUAGAAACAAUGAAGGUAGAUGUGAUUAAUCUAACUGUAGAGGUAAAUAGAUGGUGGAUAAGGUAACAGAAACACAUGGCAGUGUAUGAAAGCAGGAAACCUUUGCCUUCAGUGCAGCUUCAGUCUCCUCAACUGUUUGUCCUCUGAUGUUGAACCGUUCUUCAGAAACAAAUUCCUUUUUUAAUGCAGUGUAGUGUUAAAUGGAUAUCCAGUUGAGUCAUGACUAGUCUAUAUCCUUGGCGUUCCACUUCCGGGAUUGCUCCGGUGCCGCGGGAAAUUCCACCAGAUGCAUGUAUUUUCCGUUUCCUUUCGCUUUCUUU
Messenger RNA from Perca fluviatilis (European perch), 3234 nucleotides. RefSeq names its product lin-7 homolog C (C. elegans) (gene lin7c). Lineage: Eukaryota; Metazoa; Chordata; Actinopteri; Perciformes; Percidae. Bases 157 to 762 code for a protein of 201 amino acids. The record is from RefSeq and is a predicted model, not a curated record. Gene Ontology annotation, molecular function: L27 domain binding. Gene Ontology annotation, cellular component: synapse; cell-cell junction; basolateral plasma membrane. The transcript is spliced from 5 exons. Gene Ontology annotation, biological process: protein localization to basolateral plasma membrane; neurotransmitter secretion; maintenance of epithelial cell apical/basal polarity.